Molecule: messenger RNA, 1020 nt
Organism: Closterium sp. Naga37s-1
Lineage: Eukaryota; Viridiplantae; Streptophyta; Zygnematophyceae; Desmidiales; Closteriaceae
Source: the annotation of a GenBank genome assembly
AUGGCCGCGCGGAACGCCUCAGAUUUCCAGUUCACAAGCCCCUCAAUCGACCACGAGUUCUGGAAGGACUUCAGCGAGGCCGAUUGUAUGUGGCUGUAUGCGCCACUGACGUCAUUGGCCAUUGAUCACGAGUUUUGGAAGGAUUUCUCAGAGGAAGAUUGCACGUGCCUCUGUGGCCUGCUGGGCUUCCCGGCGCCUGCAGAUACAUCCAUCGAUCAUGUGUUCUGGGAGGACUACAGCGAGGAGGAGCAGACGUGGCUGUACGGCUUCUCCCCGCCGCGACCCACCAAGCUCGUGAGUCAGCCGCGCAGCAACACGCCCACGCCCACGCACGUCAUAGGUGCACGCGCUGCUGUCACCACCGCUGCUGCCAACCUGAAGACCGCCGCUGUGAAGACCGCCGCUGUGAAGAGCGCUGCUGUCAUGCGCCCUGCUGGUGUGGAGAUUGCUUCCGUGAAGACCCUUGCUGUGAAGCUCGUGGUUUCAGCAGGCAAGGGAACGCCUGCAUUUCCAGCAGCACCAGCCAAGGCUGCUGCUGUAAGAAGCGUUGCUGUUAAGCCUGCAGCUGCAACAGCUAAAAGAACGCCAGGCAAGGCCACACAUGUGACGCCGGCAGAUGCUGUGAAGAGCGCUGCAGUGAAGAUCGUUAAGCCUGCAGCUGCCGCAGCUAAAGCAACGCCAGCCAAGGCCACACGUGUGACGCCUGCAGCUGCGAGGAGUGUUGCUGCAAAGAGCAGCCCAGUGGGGUCGGUUCCAACAAAGGCAGCAGGAGAGAAGGUGAGGGAGCAGGGCAAUGGGAGGGCAGCACAUACGGCGGUGCGUGCAGCAACAGGGAAGGCUACGUUGGGAGGGGUGGAGGCAGCAGGAGGACGAGCAGCAGGCGCGCCACACAGCACUCGUAACCCGGCUGCUCCAGCAGCAGCACUGGCGGCCACUCGCAUUCCCAAACCACGCCCCACUGCACCCAGUGGCAUUCCCAAGCCACACAGCAAGGCACCCAAGGGAAGCAGUGAACGGUGA